This is a messenger RNA of Fusarium falciforme, 1458 nucleotides long. Its product is annotated as MR-MLE domain-containing protein. Gene Ontology annotation, molecular function: L-rhamnonate dehydratase activity; magnesium ion binding. The transcript is spliced from 4 exons. The record is from RefSeq and is a predicted model, not a curated record. The coding region runs from base 97 to 1458 and encodes 453 amino acids. Lineage: Eukaryota; Fungi; Ascomycota; Sordariomycetes; Hypocreales; Nectriaceae. Gene Ontology annotation, biological process: carbohydrate catabolic process.
UUCUUUCUCUCUUCCUCCUCACCCUCGACUCGUCGCAAUCAACUCUUUUCCAUCGCCCUUCUCUUGAUAGUGACAUUGAACGAAAACGACAACAAGAUGGCUACUGUUAGAGAUUUCCCGACCAUCAAGGCCAUAAGGUCAUUCAUCAUUGGCGGUGUUGGAUCAGGCGGUGAUUAUCACAACGUCAAGGGUGGCCACUGGCUCAUUGACAGCGACAUUUCAACACCUUGCUCGAGAUGGGAGCAGUACAAGAAGUCUCGAACCAGCUGGGGCAUCAACGUGCUGGGCUCGUUCCUGGUCGAGAUUGAGGCUACGGAUGGCACUGUUGGCUUUGCAACUGGCUUUGGAGGCCCCCCUGCUUGCUGGCUCGUCCACCAGCACUUCGAGCGUUUCCUCAUCGGUGCCGACCCCCGCAACACAAACCUUCUCUUCGAGCAGAUGUACCGUGCAUCCAUGUUCUAUGGCCGCAAGGGUCUGCCAAUCGCUGUCAUUUCCGUCAUCGACCUUGCCCUCUGGGAUCUUCUGGGCAAGCUGCGCAACGAGCCCGUCUACCGUCUCAUUGGUGGAGCUACAAAGGAGCGCCUCGACUUCUACUGCACCGGCCCCGAGCCCACAGCCGCCAAGGCCAUGGGAUUCUGGGGAGCCAAGGUCCCCCUGCCCUUCUGCCCCGAUGAUGGUCACGAGGGUCUUCGCAAGAACGUCGAGUUCCUCCGCAAGCACCGUGAGGCCGUCGGUCCCGACUUCCCCAUCAUGGUCGACUGCUACAUGAGUCUCAACGUCUCUUACACAAUCGAGAUCGUCAAGGCGACUCUGGAUCUCAACAUCAACUGGUGGGAGGAGUGCCUGUCUCCCGAUGACACUGACGGCUUCGCUCUGAUCAAGCGAGCUCACCCCCAGGUCAAGUUCACCACUGGUGAGCAUGAGUAUUCGCGAUUUGGUUUCCGCAAGCUCAUCGAGGACCGAAACCUCGACAUCAUCCAGCCCGAUGUCAUGUGGCUUGGUGGUCUGACUGAACUCCUCAAGGUCGCUGCCCAUGCUGCGGCCUAUGACAUUCCCAUCGUCCCUCACGCCAGUGGCCCUUACAGCUACCACUUCCAGAUCUCUCAGCCCAACACCCCCUUCCAGGAGUACCUUGCCAACUCGCCCGAUGGCAAGAGCGUGCUGCCCGUGUUUGGUGAUCUCUUCAUCGAUGAGCCCAUCCCCACCAAGGGCUUCCUGACAACGGCGGACCUGGACAAGCCCGGUUUCGGUCUGACCCUCAACCCGGCUGCCCGAUCCAAGUUGAUCCCCAGCGACUACCUUCUCAAGAUGCCCGCGGUCCCUACCCUGGCGCCCCCCAGCCCUCCCAACGAGAAGGAGGAGGAGAAGCCAGAAACUAAGGAAGAGUCCAAGCCCAACGGUGUUGUUGAGCAGCUUGCGGCCAAGGUCGAGGGCCUCACCACCUCAACGGCCGCUUAA